AUGACCUACCUCGACGACCUCCAACGCGACGGCUUCGUCCGCAUCCCCUCCCUCCUCUCGCCCCCCGAAAUCGCCCACCUCCGCGCCAUAGCCACCAAAGCAACAACCCUCACCCGCACCGGCGGAUGGCCUCACUUCCGCACCGUCCCCAAACAAUUUCCCCCCUGGCCCACGACGGCCCCUCCUGCCUCUGAGGGCGGGAUCUGGGGCGUCCAGCACCUCCUGCACCCGCAGAUGCCGGGGCGGGCGGACUUCGCCCGGCUCUACUUCUCCGAGAAGAUACUCGCCGUAGCGGGGGAGUUGAUGGGCGUUGAUAUUACCACUACAAGCGGGGAGGAGGAAAAGCUGGUCAUGGAGUUAUUCAAUCUGCUCGUUGCGCCUGAGACGAAGGAUUUCGAGCUCCGCUGGCAUAGAGAUGAUAUACCCGAGUCUGUGGGGGAGGAGGAAGAAUUGAGGCUUCUGCAUGCCAAGAGUCCGCAAGGGAAGCAGUCGCAUGCGCAGUAUAACCUUGCCCUGUGUCCGGAUGCUUCGUUGAUUGUGAUUCCGGGAUCUCAUCGACGGGUGCGCACGGAGACGGAGCGAAAGGCGGACCCGUAUGAAGCUGAAUUACCCGGGCAGUUGGUGGUGGAGCUGCAGCCGGGGGAUGCGGUGUUCUAUGAUAGUAAUAUCCUUCACCGGGGGGUGUAUAAGGGGAAGGAGGAGGGCGGGGAGGAGAGCCGGUUGACGUUGCAUGGGAGUAUUGGGUUGAAAGGGAAGGGGAGCGAUUCUGAUAGCAAGGUGCGAGCGACAGCGGUGUUGCAGCAUGGGGUUGGAGCGUGGGUGCAUCGUGACGAUGCAGCAUUUGGAGUUGGCGAGCGAGCAGAAAGGAUGAGAGCGAAUCUGAUGGCGAUGGGAACGGGAGAGGGAAUUGGAUAUUCCCUACAGGGAUAG
Messenger RNA from Aspergillus wentii DTO 134E9, 930 nucleotides. RefSeq names its product phytanoyl-CoA dioxygenase family protein. Bases 1 to 930 code for a protein of 309 amino acids. NCBI's taxonomy places the organism in Eukaryota, Fungi, Ascomycota, Eurotiomycetes, Eurotiales, Aspergillaceae. The transcript has a single exon. The record is from RefSeq and is a predicted model, not a curated record.